Messenger RNA from Penaeus chinensis, 5446 nucleotides. Its product is annotated as coiled-coil domain-containing protein 103-like. Gene Ontology annotation, biological process: epithelial cilium movement involved in extracellular fluid movement; inner dynein arm assembly; determination of left/right symmetry. Bases 227 to 943 code for a protein of 238 amino acids. Gene Ontology annotation, cellular component: outer dynein arm. NCBI's taxonomy places the organism in Eukaryota, Metazoa, Arthropoda, Malacostraca, Decapoda, Penaeidae. The transcript has 5 exons. The record is from RefSeq and is a predicted model, not a curated record.
UCCUGGUUGAUUGUAAACACAGGGAGACCCACCUUAGUCUUCUCAUUUAUUAUUUAGUGUUUCUCUCCUUAAUUUUUAAACAUUUUCACCUCAUUUCCAACGUGAAACCUCGAGAAACGUGAAUGAAUUGAUACGAGUAGAGUGGACAGACCGAGUAUCACAUCCAUUGCUGGAAUUCGGGAGGAAAAAAAGACAUAAUUUGUGUAGCCUUAGGUUUAGCUGCACAAUGGCAUGUGGAGGAUGGGAAGGAGGUGUUGAUCCAGGCCAGCUCGAGGCACGUCUGAGAGCGGGAAUUGAAGCGGACAGACGCUACGCAGCGGAAAAUUCUGCCAAAAUCCGUGCCAUCCACUCAGCUCCUACCUAUGAUGAGUUUAGACAGCUUGUGUUGGGGACCCACUUGAAGCCACUUGAUCGAAAUGACAAGAAUAAGGUUCGUCCGUCCAUUUGGAACUCCAUAGCAUCUUCGGCAACAAAGAAGUGUAGCAAACUAACACCCCAUGAUACUGAAAAUUCUGUAUAUCCUACUGAUGUUCAGUAUGAUGUAAACAAUCCACCCAGUACAACCGAAGGCCUUGUCCAGCUGUGGGAGAGACUGGACCUUGCAGAGAGACUGGAACUGCUAAGGAACCUCACAGCACAGUCUACAGAGAGGUUGGCUGGGGGCUUGGUGGCUGGGGGUCUUUUGGGAGACGCAAUCACCACCCUGCUCGCAUUCACACCAACCGUCAGUGAUGUCGUUAUGGUGGUCAAUAUGCUACAGGCUCUAACACUGGCUAAAAGGUUCACCCUGAGCGUAACCUUAGUGUGUGGAGAGGAACGAUGGGCAUGGGGACGCCUGCUGGAGAAGCUGCAGCUGGCCAUCUCAGAAAGGCCACAGGAUCUGGCUGAAUUAAAUGUCACCGAGUGGACUCUGGCCCAGCUGAAGCUCAAGUUUAACCUUUAGAGUAUUCACUCUGAAAUAGUACAGAUGUUCAUGUCUUAUUUGCAAUAUUUAUGUUAUGUACUUAAGAAGAUGUUGCUGGAGUAGUUGGUAAGUUGUAACUUUUUUAUGGAUUUUCAUCCCUAUGAAAUGAAGAGCUUUUCUGAUUACCGUCAAUUAAUUUUGCUAGCAGUGAAAGGAUGAUCAUAUGUGGAAUGGUACAGUAUCUAUUUAUAACAGUUCAUUUGUGUAUGUAGUGUUUUGAAGGAUAAUGAUAUCUAGUACAGUCGAAGCUCAAAAACCUAGAUGUCAAAGUUAAUUUUAUUUUUCAAUAACUUGUAACAUGUAGGGUCAGUUUGUAAGUUUGCUUUCCCUUAAUUCUUUGCAUAUACAGUACAUGCUUUUCUUGGUACACAUUUUGUCAGUUUGUUGAUCUGCUUUGUACCAAAAGACUCAGACUCUAUAGAUUAUACAAAUGUGAGAUCUUGAAAUUUAAAAGUACCUUCCAAGAUAAAAUAAAAAGUAUAUGCUUUAAGGAUUUUGUAAAAAAAAACAAAAAAACAAACAAAAAGGAAGGGGGAGGAAAUGCAAGAAUGUUGCAAACACUAAGCAAAGAAUGGGUAUGUGAAUCCGAGCUGAGUGAUGUAUUAUUAGAAGUCCAUUGAUUUACAAAAGGAAGGAAGGGGGAUUUAUAUAAACACGCAGAAUCUACUAACAUUUGCAGCAACACACUUUUUGUUAUUGCAUUCUGAUUUUCAGAUUUUUGAACUUUGACUGUAAGAUCUUGGUUUUCUUAUUUUUAUAAGCUUUAUGUUUGAGAAAUAACAUCAUUGGAAGAUAGUCUGAACAGUGACUUUUUCUACAAGAUUGAAUGUGUGAAUGUUAUUUAUAGGGGAAAUAAUUCAUUGCAUUUUCAUGUUCUCAUACAAGCUGAGGCUAUAUUCAUAUGUGUUUUGUCCUGUUAUAUAUUUUGUUGCAUUUCUUGUUACGAAACUUUACCAAUAAUCAGACCUUGGAUUUUCAUGCAGGGAAACUGACCUACAUGCAUAAGUAGUUCGCAAGAAGUUUUACUAAUCAGAUUAUUAUAUAACUGUAUAUACACUAAAAAUUCAUGCAAUUUUGGUCUAUUCUGUAGCAGGUAUAAUUUGAACAUGAACACAAGUGAAAUCUGAAAAGAAUAAAAGGUAUGUGAAAUCAGGUAUACCUAUAAUAAUUACUGUCAUGUAAUAUCAAAGAUACCUAUCAUUAAUAGAAGUCAUGUAAAACUUAGAUAUAACAACCAUUAGGUACAUGCCAUCAGGCAGAAAAAACAUAAGCUUGUCUUUUUGGUGAAGUUUCUCACCAGAACAUGGUAGUGUUUCUUUUAAACAGCAAUAAUAGAAAGAGAUUGGAUUCAGUUCUGAUUAACACUGCUGGAGAAUGUUUUUACAGCUUAGGGAUAAAAGCCAAUUUUCACAUUGGUAGAGAAGGAUGUUCAUAUCAGAAUUUAUCUGACUUUAGGACCCAAAGGCUUAGGGCACAUAGGAAUAAAGGCCAAAGAAAAAAUCAUAUGAAUGGUUAUAAGGGCUAUCCUAUCAACCCUGACAGUUAAACAAACAUUAUUUCUACCACCAUUGUAAGUGCAGUAUAGCUAUUGUAAAAGAGCAAACUAAGGGAUAAACUCAUGUUAUGUAUGAGAUAUCAAGAUAUGACAUGAUUAACUACAGAGGUAAACUGCAAACAAUUUGCCUUCACACAAACCCUUUACCAAUAUGAGAAUCAUAUGCCUGUAAAUCUGUGUAAAAAAUUCCUCCAAGUUAGUUGUCUUGAGAAAGUUGAGAAAAUAUUGCUGCCAUUGCUACUACUUGUGUCAGUUUCUCAGUCACAUGCUUGGAAAGUCAUGGUUAAGAUGUAGAUUUCUUUAUAAACAGCCAUUAUAUUCAUGUCCUUUUGAUGGUUGGUCAUUGUUUAUAUUUCAUACUGUGUAUGAGAUUUGGCCCAAUCGUCCAUCUUUUACAUAUCUUUCACCUUGAAGUAUUUUUGAGUAUGGUGUUCAUCUUCAUCACACUGGAAAUCCAUUGUUCUCUCCUUUCUCAUUCUCACUCUGCCUGUUAUGUAUAUUAGCUGCCAUGUAUAAUAACAGAUCCUUUGGUAAUUUUUCUAUUUUUGUGUUCAAUACUGUGAUCAUUUCCAUGUUUAGUGGGAUAUUUUGAUAUCAAAGAAAAAAAUAAUAAUGUCUGAAACAAAUUCAUUAAUUAACAAUAGCCAGGACCUGUUAAAAACUUUUCAUACCCUUGCUACACCUCAUGUGAUGAAAUCAUAUAUUUUGGCAGUAUUACACAUAGUUAUUUUUCUUAAAGCAGUGUAAAUGUGACUCAUGGGUAGACAGUACCAAAGAGCAUUACAUUAUGAGGGUGACAGGCUGUAGGGAUUUUGAUGGUAUUGCAAAUCUGAUGAUGAAUAAGUAAUAUUAAGUAGAAUUUCACUAAAGAGUUCUGGCUUCCAUAGCAUUUAAUUUUAAUGCAUAUUAGCAUAGGUUGAUAAUAGCUAAAUGUUGUGAAUGAUACAGCCCAUAUAAUACCAUCUAGUACUCAGAAUGGGAUAUGUAUAUUUGUUUCCCCAUUGCACAAGUUAAAGACCAUGGUCUCACCAAGACAUUUUGCUUUAUAGAUGAAAGAUGAAACUGCCUUGCACUUCUUCCAUUGUUAUCACACAUGACCCUAAAGCAAGACAAAAUGGUCCAGCAUUCAAAUGAUUUGUUGAUUAUUUGAGUGGAGGAAACCAAAACUUGUUCAAAGACUCGUAAUUUAUGUGGGAAAUAAUGAUAAAAUGACAGCACUUUAGUUAUAAAUACCUUCUCAAAGUUUAGUAACAUCUUAACAAGAGGUUUCAUAUGUAAUGCCUGCUUCUUGCAAUUUCAAAAACUGUUCUUAUGUUUUUUAUAAUCACUUCUGGCUUUGCUUAAUAGCAAAAUAACCACAAAUGUCAGUGGUUUAUUUCUUAUUAUGAGGAUAAUUGUAUAUUCUUUUAUUUUUUUAUCAUAUGAUGGCAGAAUAACCACAAGGUGCAGUGGCUCAUUUUCUUUUAUUAUGUGGAUAAUUGUAAUUUAUUUGGUUUCUUUUUCAUAUUGAUAUCACCCCACAUUUUUCAUCAAUAUGUAAAUUAUUGAAGAUUGCCUUUGUAAUGCCAGUUACUUUGUUCAACAGUAAAUUUCUAAUAUCACUUCUGUGCCAGUUACAUAUAGACCCAGUCUGAAAUUGUCUUUUUAAUAUUUAUUUUAGUCUAAUUCUGUUUUCCAGGAUGUCAGAAAAUUACAUUUUUCAAUCUAAUGCAUGUAACUUUUUUCAUACUGAUCACAAGACACAUUUCUUGUUUUUGGUGUCAUUUCGGUAUUAUCAGCACAGUGCUUUUGUAAUGUUUCUCACCACAUUGACAAUAUAAAGUGGGCAUUUACUGCACUUGAGUACAAUGAAGGAAUGAAUGGAUCUGUAAUAAAUGUAAUACUAUUUUUCAGUAUUAAUUCCAUUUAGAUGGAGCAAUGCAAGGAAAAAAUGUGUUUCUAAAAUUGUGGUACACUUUUUGAUUUGUACAUAUGAAAUUAUACAUUUCACUUUUCAUUCUUUUUUUUUCUUUUUUUUUUUCUGUUCUCCAUUUGUUAUGUAGUACAAUGUAGUAUUAAUUCUGUAAUCUAUAGAAUUAGUUUGAAUAUGACAAGAGAAAGUGAACAGCAUAGUACACUGCAGUCAAAGCAGGGAUGUAGAGUGUACAUGUUGAUAUGUGAAACUACCUCUUUUACUUUCAGAGUUUGUUUAAUGUUAAGUGAAUUAACCAUAAAACACCUUGCAAAAUAGUGAGACCGUAAAACUUAUGAUGGUGUGAGAAAUGAGGACUGUUUAAAAGAUUAGUGAAUCUUACACUGUAUUUUUCCUUCAUUUAAGGACUUUCUAUUUACUAAUGCUUAAAUAUGUAUUGUAUUCUUUUGUUUUGUUUUAACCAAAGAGUGUGUUUGUGUUGCGUUGAAGAGUUUUGUGCAGUAAGAAUAUCACAUGUAAAGCAUUAACUGUGUUUUGAGUAACUUAUGUAGUGCAUGGAUUUUGAGUAGUUCUGUUAGAAAUAAAUGGAUAGCAUAUGUUAAUGAGUUUUUACUAAUUUAUUUUGGUAUUAAGGAGUGGAUUUUAUAUACAAACUAUCUGAAAUUUCAUAUGGGAAGAAAUGUAGGAUCUGAUUACACUAAAACAAAAAUUGUAGACAUUUUGUCAUGUUUAAUUACUUAUAGCAGCAACCUAAUUAUGCAAGGAGUGAAAUAAAUAAAUAAAAUGCAUUAAUGAAACCACAUCCCUGUGUAACCAGCAUGGUAGAUCUUUGGAACCUUAUUACAUGUUACCUGAAUGAUUAAUUUGUCUGAAAGUCCACACAAAUAAAAUAUAUCUUCAUAAUAUCUUUCUGUAACAUUUGAUAUUCAGUGAUGCAUUUUUUUUUUAUACACAAAUUAACCAGAGCAGACACAGCCACAGAUUAAUGAUUUGAAAGUAAUUUUCUUCUGUGAGA